AUGACAGCGAUUAAAGAAGACGACGAAGCGAAAACACCAGGAUAUAUCGUUCGUCCAAGAGAAGCGUAUCGUUCACGUCGUUUGGACGAUCGUUCACGAGAAUCCCACGGAGCACGGGACUUGUCUCCACACACGCACACGGACCCCGUGCUUUUUCCCCAACGAAAACGAAGAAAGCUUCUCUACCUGCCGCACGCCGCCGGGACGGGGACUCCGCAGAGAUUCAAGGUGUUUCCGACCUCUUGGCGAGCAAACAAUCGUGGCGGCCGCAAUGGAAUUCCUCGACGAGAUCAAAGCGUUGAGGGAAAUCAACGGCAGCGCGAUUCUCGGCUUCCUCGAUGGCGAACGUGGAACAGUGGCAUCGUUUACAUUUUCAUGGCUUCGGAGCGUCCCAUCCAGGGGCGAAGAUUCCGUAAGUCACGCAAACUUAUCAUAGACAAAUUCACAACUACUUUCCAAAGAAGUUUUUCAUCACAGAUACAACCCCCGCAAUUCGACUUCGCCCGAAGCUUCGUGAAAAAUAAUGAAAAGCUGACAAGAAGCUGCAUUUUGUUUUUACAAUUCUACUCAUAUAUCGUUUAAGGUCUACGUCGAUCACUAGCGGAUAGGGCAUUUUAUUUUCAACAUCAAAAAAGUUUAUACGUUAACAGGUUUCUAUUUGAACUAAUAAUAAACAAAGUGACCGAGUCUUGCACAUAUGUAUUUCUUUUUUUUUUAACACGUUUACAUUUUUGACAUACCUUCACACAUCUGUUCGACACAUUUUAUUGGGGCCCGCUGCUCCCCCCUCCCCUUAACUCGAGUACCGCGGGAUUGCUAAGCCCGUACUGUAACUAUGUACGAUCAAACAUAGCUACAGACCCUGAGGACAAAUUCGAAGUAUCUUUGCUGCAUUGCUUCUUUUUUAUGUGCACUUUCUAAGAAUGUUUGUAACAUAUUUCUAUCUAUAGUAAAGACUGGAUAAGUGCAAGAUAGGAUUGACUGGAUAAAUGGAAGAUGACUAUCCUCAUCGCUGAAGGGUUUCCCCUUAACUCUUUCCUCUUUCUUUUCACUCUCUGUCCUUUUCUACAUUCGACUCUAGCCAAAUGUAAACACAGAAUAGGAACCUCGACUGGCUAACUGCAAUGUUUGAGUCCCGAUUGUCUUGUACUUGUCCAGUCUUUACUCAUUUAUGGUAUUACCAAAGUAAUUGGGAUGUGUACUUGCUUCUGCGCGUGGAUAAAACCCAGCGUAAAUGGUUGGCAAUAAAUAACGAUAAUAAACGAUUUCUCUAACUCUCCCUCUGAAAUUCGGAAUGGGUUAAAACGACCGUGCUUCGUAAACCCGGUGUUAAAUUAUCCCUCAAGAAUUAUUUUCGGGUUUGAUAUCUCCCAUUGAAGAUCGGACUACUCGUCGUUUUCAUUUCGAAGGUAAAGAAAUUAAUUAAACGAGCACCGGUUAACGAAGCCAGCGAACGAUCUUCAGAAUCGACUGCACCGCGCGUAACACAGGGGUCAUCGAGAUCCCUCCGGAAACGGCAGAUAUGGGGUCAAGAGUGUCGCCGCGGUCGACACGUCUGGUCGCCUAGAAUUUACAUACGGUAACGGCUGAUUCGUUUUAGUAGAACGAGCGACUUAUGCUAUCGAGUAACGUCUCGCCAUCACGAGAAGUGCACUCAGAAAACUCCAAUCUCGCGGAAAGACAAUACCCCUGUCCAUUCUUUCACCCUCAUCGUCAGGCUUCUAUGAAUAUUUACAGCAAGCAGUGACUCUUCGAACUCCCAUAAGGAUAAAGACAAAAUGAAAUAUUUGUGGAGGCCGUCAAAAAAUUCAAACACUU
Molecule: messenger RNA, 1818 nt
Organism: Hylaeus anthracinus
Lineage: Eukaryota; Metazoa; Arthropoda; Insecta; Hymenoptera; Colletidae
Exons: 6
Coding region: 1-582 (193 amino acids)
Source: RefSeq, a predicted model, not a curated record